Molecule: messenger RNA, 765 nt
Organism: Fonsecaea monophora
Lineage: Eukaryota; Fungi; Ascomycota; Eurotiomycetes; Chaetothyriales; Herpotrichiellaceae
Exons: 4
Coding region: 1-765 (254 amino acids)
Source: RefSeq, a predicted model, not a curated record
AUGGCGUCCGAGAACAAGCCCUUUGCGUUGCUGGCCCUGAUACACCCCAAGAGCACCGAGAACAGGGAUAAGGCCCUCCAACUCAACGCCGGCCUGACACCCUUCUUCCGCCGCCCCAGCACGCAAUGCACGACACGCACCAUCUUCACGCCGGCGACGCGCCCCAAGGCGAACAUGGGCAUGGUCCCCGCGGCCGAGAAGGACACCAUGUUCGGGGUCGUCGAGAUCUGGACGUCGCGCGCCGCUCUCGACAAGGUCAAGACGACCCCCGCGCCCGAGUACCGCGAGUACCACACGACCGUGGCGCGCGAGGGCCUGUACGACGUCCAGAAGGACAUGGAUAUCUCCGAGUGGACACCGGUCGCUGGGUUCGUGGCGCGCAAGAAUGAGAAAGAGUCGCCCAAGGCCAGCAUCGUCAUGCUGGCCAAGUUUGUGUGCAAGGACAGUGAGGCCAGCAAGGCCGGGCUGAUUGACGUGCUCGGAAAAUUUUGCGACUGGGUCGAAGCCAACGAGUUCGGCACCUUGACAUACUGCGUCAUGACGAACAACAACGCCCCGGACCAAGUCCUCAUGGUCGAGCGGUACAAGGACCUCGCAUCGCUGGGCGUGCACGGCAAGACGGCCGAGUUUCGAGCCAUGGCGAGAGGAACAGGUCGCUUCAUGCAAGUCAAGAAGACGCUGCUGAGCGAGUGGGAAGAGCGGGACGGGUCUUUUGUCUCGAACCAGCCUGGUGGCGCGGGCGUCGGAGGACAGGCGAAGCUAUAG